Molecule: messenger RNA, 1863 nt
Organism: Venustampulla echinocandica
Lineage: Eukaryota; Fungi; Ascomycota; Leotiomycetes; Helotiales; Pleuroascaceae
Product: RNA-binding, RBD
Exons: 3
Coding region: 1-1863 (620 amino acids)
Cellular component (GO): cytoplasm; nucleus
Molecular function (GO): mRNA binding
Source: RefSeq, a predicted model, not a curated record
AUGUCACAGCAAUACCAAGAUAUGUACCAGGACUUCGCGUCUAACCGCUCACCUGUCAGUGGACGAUAUAAUGGCCUUGGUCUGAAUCGCCAGCCUUCGCGGCAGUUCGAGAACUACGGGGCGCAACUACCCCAGGGCCUCUACGGCCAAGAGGACCACGCAGCAACGCGCUACGACAGCACUCCCAGAUUUGACAGGAUGCCUUCCGCGACACUCCAUUCGAAUUACUCCUAUGACAACCAGACUUGGAACUAUGGCGGGGGCAACAUGAACGGUGGUAUGAACGGUAUUAACGGUAUCAACACCAUGGGUGGAACGGGCCGCGUCAAGCCCUCCACUCGUCGCACGGGACUGCCUUCUAACUGGCUCGACUCGCAGAUGGGCUCGAUGCAAAAUGCUGGCAUGCACCAACAAAUGAACGGGAUGAAUGGACAAUACAACCAGUCACACAUGCAAUCCCAUCCUCGAAUCUCACCCCCUCCAAACGACCAUGACGAGCUUAUCCCGACCGCAAUAGUCAUCAAGAACAUCCCGUUCGCUGUAAAAAAAGAAUCUCUAGUGGCUCUCAUGACAGAGAUGAACCUCCCACUCCCCUAUGCUUUCAACUACCACUUUGAUAAUGGCGUCUUCAGGGGAUUGGCAUUUGCGAACUUCACCACCGCCGAAGAGACUUCAACAGUUAUCGAAGCUAUGAAUCAUAUGGACCUUCAGGGGAGGAAGCUGAGGGUCGAAUACAAGAAGAUGCUGCCAGCUGCUGAACGAGAAAGGAUUGAGCGGGACAAGAGAGAGAGGCGUGGGCAAUUGGAAGAACAACAUCGGCCGAUUACUAGUGGCGCCCCUCCGCUUCAUUCUCAAACAUCAGUGAAUUCUUUACACUCCAAUACCAUUUCCGCAUCACCAUCGCCAGUCCAAUUCCGUGGCAAGAUUGAUGUCGACAUGAACGACCCAACGACUCUCAGUUACUACAGCGACCUCAUGCUGUUCAAGAACGACUCAAACCGCGAGAUCUUCGUCUUCCCGAGUACCCUCUCACCAGCCGACCGGCGCACAAUCCAUACCCUAGCCCACAACAUGGGUCUUGAGCACCGAUCUGAGGGUGUUGGUGACGGUCGUUGUGUCCAAAUUUUCAAGACCAGACAGAGCGCCAUCAGCCCCCCGGUGCCCCAGCUGCCCUCGAGCUAUUACAAUGAAUCCCGCCGGGGGUUGAAUCGUGCUGCGACAAUCGACUUCAGCGAAUCUCGGGCCAAUGAUUCCAGCUAUUACAACCACACGCUCGGUCGUCAAGGUUCUGGUCUUCUUGACAUCCCAGGAUCUCCUGGGUUGGGUCUUAGCGCGGCUCAUAAUCUUCGUGCCGCCAAAUCAUUCGCUGACUUGCGUUCGUACACACCUUCACCUGCACAAUCUGUUGCUAGUUAUCCGGCCAACCCUUCCCAAAAUAUUUCAAGAUAUGCUGACUACGGUCACUCGUCUGCAGCCUCCGGAACCCCGAAUCUGACCCCUACGUCUGCUGGUGGUCCAAUGAAUAACCGAGACGAAGCCUUCCUCCUGAACGGCCUCAGCAACAUGACCAUUGGGUUUGAUCGCCCAAGUGCGAACCGGCCGAAUGGACGCAUUGGGCAAGAGAGAGAAGUUCACACUUCCAGCACCGGCCCUAUCGGUAGCCAACGCCCGGUAAAUGGGAAUAACUAUGACGAGAACCCCCGGAACGGUGCCUCAGCAGUGCCAGAGCGUCAACCCCGUGGACCCGUCAGUGAUUGGGGAUCGGGGUUUUCAAGACCCCGGCAGAAUGGACACCGCAACCAAGGAAGUGGUGAGCUUGAUCUGAAAAGCAUCGAACGGGGAUGGGAUGAUAACAGAGCUUAA